Poeciliopsis prolifica (blackstripe livebearer) is the source of this 4702-nucleotide messenger RNA. RefSeq names its product solute carrier family 9 member 7 (gene slc9a7). Gene Ontology annotation, biological process: sodium ion transport; proton transmembrane transport; regulation of pH. The transcript has 16 exons. Gene Ontology annotation, cellular component: membrane; recycling endosome. NCBI's taxonomy places the organism in Eukaryota, Metazoa, Chordata, Actinopteri, Cyprinodontiformes, Poeciliidae. Gene Ontology annotation, molecular function: sodium:proton antiporter activity. The record is from RefSeq and is a predicted model, not a curated record. The coding region runs from base 998 to 3088 and encodes 696 amino acids.
GGAAAAAAUGAAACGAUUUGGAUUUUUUUUUACAGUGAAAUAUUUGUGAGAUCAGGGGCUGAUGUUGGACGACAAAGCUUGGCUUUAAUUAAUCCCAAACAUGCUUUAAUACACGUUUGGAUGCUAAUCAGUGUCAUAGGGUCUUUAAAUUUAUUUAUUUUUUCAUCCCAAAACCUCCCAACACACAGAGCCACAAUUCACCUAUUCAAAUUUCUGAUGAAUAAAUAAUAAUGAUCAACCCAAGCAUCAAUGUUUAGAAUCAUUAAAAAAAAUCUACAUACUUACUGAGUUUAUGGUCUUAAUUUAUAGAGCGAUUUAAAAUAUUAUGAUUUUAUAGACAUUUUUAAUGGUUAUUUAAUACAGCAAUCGCCCAAUAAAAUCGUUUAGGUUCCUUCAGUGGCUUCAGCUUUCAGACUGAGAGUUUACUGAACCUGUCCUCUGAUCGGGGCAGCAGUCGUGCAAGAACCGCCACUGUGUUGGUUUUCAAGUGCGUUUCUCCUCCAAACGCGUUUCGAUCUGCUGCCAUCACAACUACUACAAAUUAAUGCGGAGUAUUUGACAGGCACGCCCCUUUCCUCCCAACAUCCAGCUCCCUCUCCAGACCAGAUCAUCCCAAACGGGAUGUCGGAUGUCUACUUCUCGUUUGUCCAGCGGCGGCUCCUCCGAUUUCCUGUUUUCGAGAGGAGUGACCUCCGAAUUGCACCAUCAUCAGAAAUCUCGGAGCAGUGAGUCAGUCGCUUGCGGUUCGGUUGGGUUCGGGCGUGCAGGUGGUGGUCUCCUCCUCCACAGUCAGAGCGGAGCUUUUCGUUGCAUUGUGCUGUGUCUCUUUAAAAGGUUGAGUUCUUCGGUCUGUGAGCGCUGGAUUGUGUCUCCACUCGGUUUGCCAUACCUACUCGACUCGGCUGUGUGUGUGUGUGUGCGCGCGCGCUGUUCUUCCAGCUGUGACAUGGCACAGAGGCUGCGUGUACUCUCAGCAGUAGCAGCAGCAUCCUAAGCCAUGGUCGCUCUCGGGAACGCAGCCAGCGCGACUCGGGGAACCAGGGCGAUGCUGCUGCCGGUCUGGACCUUACUGAACGCGGUGUCGGGGCUGAAGGCGGAGGACGGCGGAAUGGUGGAGGAACUUGUAACUGAGAAGGAGGCAGAGGAAAGUCACCGACAGGACAGCGUCAAUUUGCUGACAUUCAUCUCGCUGCUGACUCUCACCAUUCUCACCAUAUGGCUCUUCAAGCACAGGCGGGUUCGCUUUCUUCACGAGACCGGGCUGGCAAUGAUUUACGGCUUGCUGGUCGGUGUGAUCCUGCGUUAUGGCAUUCCAGCCACCAGCUACCACAACAAGACCCCCCCGAGCUGCUCGCUGAAGGAAGGACCGUCCAGCACCCUGCUGCUCAACAUCAGCGGCAAGUUCUUUGAGUACACCCUGAAAGGGGAGAUCAACUUCAGGGAGAUCCACAAUGUGGAGCAGAACGAUAUGCUUCGCAAGGUGACCUUUGACCCUGAGGUUUUCUUCAACAUUUUGCUCCCUCCGAUUAUUUUCCAUGCUGGGUACAGUCUGAAGAAGAGACACUUCUUCAGAAAUCUUGGCUCCAUCAUCACCUACGCCUUUCUUGGCACUGCAAUUUCAUGCUUUGUCAUUGGGAAUCUGAUGUAUGGCGUGGUGAAGCUGAUGAGGGCGGUCGGACAGCUGACUGAUAAGUUCUACUACACUGACUGCCUUUUCUUUGGGGCCAUCAUCUCCGCCACAGACCCAGUGACUGUGUUGGCGAUUUUCAAUGAGCUCCAUGCAGACGGGGAUCUGUAUGCUCUGCUGUUCGGAGAGAGCGUUAUGAAUGACGCUGUGGCCAUUGUCUUGUCCUCCUCCAUCAUGGCCUACCAGCCUGCUGGUGCAAACACACACAUGUUUGACGCCUCUGCCUUUUUCAAGUCCGUUGGAAUUUUCUUGGGGAUUUUCAGCGGCUCCUUUGUGAUGGGCGCAGCCACAGGUGUCGUCACGGCUCUCGUCACCAAGUUCACCAAGCUGCACUGCUUCCCUCUGCUGGAGACGGCGCUCUUCUUCCUCAUGUCCUGGAGCACGUUCCUGCUGGCCGAGGCCUGCGGCUUCACCGGUGUUGUGGCCGUGCUGUUUUGUGGCAUCACCCAGGCUCACUACACGUGCAACAACCUCUCUGAGGAGUCUACAAAACGCACCAAGCAGCUCUUUGAAGUUCUUCACUUCCUGGCUGAGAAUUUCAUCUUCUCGUACAUGGGCUUGGCUCUGUUCACCUUCCAGAAACACAUCUUCAGUCCCAUUUUUAUCAUAGGAGCUUUUAUAGCCAUAUUUAUCGGCAGAGCUCUCAACAUUUACCCGCUGUCCUUCCUCCUCAACCUCGGUCGAAGGGACAAGAUCAGGGGAAACUUCCAGCACAUGAUGAUGUUUGCAGGUUUGCGCGGGGCGAUGGCGUUUGCCUUGGCUAUCCGGGACACUGCUACCUCCGCCCGGCAGAUGAUGUUCACCACCACUCUGCUGAUCGUCUUCUUCACCGUCUGGGUGUUCGGUGGGGGAACCACUCCCAUGCUCUCCUGGCUGCAUAUCAGGGUUGGUGUGGAUUCAGAUCAAGACCUGCAGCCCUCUGGCGACAGCUUCCAAGUCCUCCAGGGGGAUGGAAACCAGGAUGAGGGCCAGAGUAAAACCAAACAGGAGAGUGCCUGGCUCUUCAGACUCUGGUAUACAUUUGAUCACAAUUACCUUAAGCCCAUUUUGACACACAGUGGUCCACCUCUGACCUCCACUCUGCCCAGUUACUGUGGCCCACUGGCAAGCUGCCUUACCAGUCCACGAGCAUAUGAAAACCAUGAGCAGCUAAGGGAUCCCGACACUGACUUGAUCCACAACGACGCCGACCUGACCUUCACAUUCGGCGACACCGCCAUCACCGCCAACGGGGCGUCCGCCGGCAGGGCGGAUGCCGCCGGGGGGUUGGGCUGGAGCGCAAAUGGAAAGAGGAGCGGCAGCACGUCAGAGGAGGCCCUGGAGCGGGAGCUGGACUCCCGCGAGCAGGAGCUGCUGAGCCGCGGCACACGCCUGGUGUUCCCCAUGGAGGAUCACAUCUGACCUCCCCCGCCCCGUCCGUACCAGCCGCUCUCCCUGGCCCGACCCUCACCCGCACCAUCUUGCCAUUAGUUCUCUCCACUUUCACAUGGGCAGAGUGCCCGGCGCUUCAGAGAUGAGACGGAUCUGAGAUAUGGGAUCUGACAGGAGGGGAAGGGUUCAUCGUGACCUGUGGCUCCAACAAAGCCAGGAGGAGCAGAGCUCCAGGAUCGUUUCAUCCUCAUUAGAUAAGAAGUUUAUUCCAAAGAAGACACGAUGCCCCUGUGGUGUUGUGGGAAAAGAAGAAAAAACUCUCGCUGCUGCUUCACAGACUGCGUUCUCUGCAGAAGAGGAUUUAAAAACGUUUUUUUGACAGGAAAUGGAAGUGACGUCUGGCCAUGCAAGACUAUCUCUGCAUGUUCAACACUUGGUUGUUGUGCUGGAGGAGAAAAUGGGUCUCAUGGUGGGACGUGACCAGAGUGUCUUCAUAGUUCAGAAACCACAUAAAGAGACUUUGACUAAAGAGUUCUUUGGUAAAAGUCUACCUGAAGACAUUUACUGCUAAAACCACAGCGUCCGGUUGUCUUGUGAAACAUCUGCUGCUGAGGACGUAAAGGAACGUUGAAGCUAUUUUCUUCUCAGUCGUGACUUAACACAAGCAUCCAAAUGCCUACAGAGCCAGGCUUUGAUUCUCACUGGUGGAACUGUUCAUUGAAGGCCUAUUACAUUUACAGAUGGUAUGUGAACAUCUUGUCAUUCGGUUGCCCUAGAUCAGCUGUGUUCAACUGUGUCUCAUGACACAACUUAGAAACCCUGACAUGUUUAAAUUCCAUUAAGGAAUAAAGAAAGGGCAUGAGGAUUUGCACUCUAACGUGAUUAAAGACCAGCCUACACAGUGAAGUAAAAAGCAUGCCGCUGUCGCGUUCAUCGUCCUUUGAAUGUUUGAAGCGCCUACUGCAGCUGCAAAACGUUUGGUAAAGUGCGCAAACCUUUACAAGGCGGAAAUAAGAAUUUGAAAGCGUUGGAAGAUUUAUAUUUUAGAACAAGUGAAAUUAAUCAUUUCAGUUUGGUAACUUAACAGUGUUUUAGUGGGAUGUCAUUUCCGCUGCUGCAAUACAAAUAUUACUACGAAUACUUUUUUUUUUCUCUUUCUUUUUUUAGUUUAACGGCUCAUUACGAAGCCAAAAAUUAGCUGUGAAAAAUACCAUCAAAAUUAAGUAGUGCUCAACAGAGAUUUGGCUCAGAUCAUCCUUAAAACAUCAGAUCUAUAAGAACUUUUUUCUUUCUUUACGUCUUUUUUUUUUUUAGCUUAAAAUCCAAGGAAGAGCUAGCUCAGUUGGCCUAGAUAGCAUCUGUAAGGCUUCAUAAUUAGCAUGUGGGUAGUUUGUUGCAGCUGUGAAAAAAUAAAGCGUUAAGCAGGGAUCGCUUCUAGAGACAGAUCUGUACAGAUUUCACAGAGUCUAAAAUGUGUUUUGAAGAGGAAGGGAAUUUUACUGCACGUUUACUCUCACAUCCCAGCUUAUUUAACAUGAAGACCCAUAAUAAAGACAGAACACAUUUCCAUCUAUAUAACCUCAGAUAUUUUGAAGUGCAAAAAACAUUUAGAAAUUAUAUAAUAUAUAUAUAUAUAUAUAUAUA